This is a messenger RNA of Neofelis nebulosa (Clouded leopard), 3674 nucleotides long. RefSeq names its product zinc finger protein 892 (gene ZNF892). Gene Ontology annotation, biological process: regulation of transcription by RNA polymerase II. The transcript is spliced from 5 exons. The record is from RefSeq and is a predicted model, not a curated record. Gene Ontology annotation, cellular component: nucleus. Gene Ontology annotation, molecular function: DNA-binding transcription activator activity, RNA polymerase II-specific; RNA polymerase II cis-regulatory region sequence-specific DNA binding. Lineage: Eukaryota; Metazoa; Chordata; Mammalia; Carnivora; Felidae. The coding region runs from base 1142 to 2638 and encodes 498 amino acids.
GAAGAGCGGUCCAGGGAUUCCAACAUUUAGUUGGUUUCCAAAUGAGCAGCUUCAGCAUCCCUUGGGACCUCGUUAGGAAUGCAAAUGCUCAGGUCCCACUCCAGAUUCCUGAUUAAGGGUUGAGUUUAGCACUGUUUUAACAAGACUUCCAGGUGGUCAUGGUACAGUUUGAGAACCACUGGUUUAGAGGCUGCGGUUACUUUAUAUCAUCUCUGUUCCCGCCACAAUGGGCGGACUGAUAAUGGGCGCAGAAAGGAAGCGAUGGGGCGGCCUCUCCUCCCGAGGAAGCACCGCUGCGGCGGCCUCCCCUCCCGAGGGAGCACUGCCGGUAGAGAGGGAAUCCAGGGUAGGUCGGGGGUGGCGCCCUUGGCUCGUCACAGUUGCGGGGCAGUGAACGUCCUCUGCGAGGCGGGAGUUAGUGCGGCCGAAUACAUAUUCUGAGCGGGGGCCCAGCGUCCGCAUCCAAGAAGGAGGGCCUAACACACUUGGAAGGGUUUCUCAGGGGCCUAACUCUCUCGGCGACCCAAUAAGUGCGCGACUUCGGUACAGUGCCGGCCCGGAGUGGGGAGGUUCGCCUGGCCAACAUCCCGCAGAGUCCUCUGGGAAGCGGCCACCGGUGACGUAGGCCGCGCCCCGCGGAGGAUUCUGGGAGUCGUAGUUCAGCCUCGAGAUCGGGCCGGCUCAACUUGGCCCGGCCGGCUCUUAGAUGCCUUUGUUGCUAGGCCGGGGCUGCUUCUGCGUGGUGCGGGAGGUCGAACCUGGGGUCGAGGAGGCCUAAGCGCGGGUCCUUCCAAGUCUGAGUGGACGGAAGGAGGGCGGUGGGAGGGCCCCGGGGUGGCGCCAGGCUGCCCUGCGAGGGUCGCGCGCGCGUUCCCGGGCCUCUGAGUGCACCAGAGCGGCGGACCCCCGGGGUCCCUCGCGCGUUCGCUGCGCCCUUCUUCCGCGGCCGUCGUCGCCUGCGCGGGCCAGGGGAGGGAGUCUCCAUGGAGCCUGGGGGCAGAGGUGACAAGUAGCUGUGUAUGGAAGUUUCUGCAAGUUUACUGCAAGGCAAGAGUAAUCGUCAUGGCUCCUAUCUCCACUUGUAGGGUCGCUUUCUGAGGACUCAGACCUUCCCGGUGGUGAAAACCCUAAAGAAAAUGGCAUGAUCACUGUGUUGCUGACCGCUGCAUCCCAGGAGUCAUUGGUAAUCAGGGAUAUGGCCGAGGCUCUCACCCAGUGGAAGCAGCUGAACCCUCCUCAGGGAGAUGUGCCUGAGAAGCACAGGAAUCUGGUCUUGCUGGGGCUUCCAAUUUCCAAGCCUGAUGCGAUCUCUCCUUUGGAGUGCGGAAAGGAGCUGGAGAGAGAAGUCUCAAAAGCAGCUCUUUCAGACUGGGAGACAAGACCAGAGAGUAAGGACCUAACUCCAGAGCAGGAUAUUUCUGAAGAAGAAUCAGCUCCCGGGGUGUUAAUAGCAAGAUUUCCAAAGGAAAGUUCCAGUGAAUACGAGGAUUCUUCAGAGAGUCAGCAGGAAAACCAUGAGAAACAUUUAAUACAGGAGGUUGUCACUCAGAAGAAAUCUUCUGGGGAGAGAAGUUACCAGUGUCAUGAAUUUGGGAGAAGUUUUAGUCGAAGGUCAUUACUUGUUCAACAGCAAGGAGAGAGACUACAUAACUGUGAUUCAUUUAAAAAGAACUUAAAACAAAAUUCAGAUCUAAUGAGGCACGAGAAAGUUUGUGCAGAAAAGAAACCUUGGAAGUGUAAUGAGUGUGAGAAAGCCUUUAGUUACUACUCAGCUUUUGUCUUGCAUCAGAGAAUUCACACAGGAGAAAAACCCUAUGAAUGUAAUGAAUGUGGUAAAGCUUUUAGCCAGAGUAUACAUCUUACUCUACACCAGAGAAUUCAUACUGGAGAGAAACCCUACGAGUGUCACGAAUGUGGGAAAGCCUUCAGUCACCGCUCUGCCCUUAUUCGGCAUCAUAUAAUUCAUACUGGAGAGAAACCCUAUGAAUGCAAUGAAUGUGGGAAGGCCUUUAAUCAGAGCUCAUACCUCACUCAACAUCAGCGAAUUCAUACUGGAGAGAAACCUUAUGAGUGUAAUGAAUGUGGGAAGGCCUUUAGCCAAAGCACAUUCCUUACCCAGCAUCAGGUCAUUCACACUGGAGAGAAACCCUAUAAGUGUAAUGAAUGUGGGAAAGCCUUUAGCGAUCGAUCAGGCCUUAUUCAGCACCAGAGAACUCAUACUGGGGAGAGGCCUUAUGAGUGUAAUGAGUGUGGGAAAGCCUUUGGCUACUGUUCAGCCCUGACUCAACACCAGAGAACUCACACUGGGGAGAAACCCUAUAAAUGCAAUGAUUGUGCCAAAGCCUUCAGUGACCGCUCAGCCCUCAUUCGUCAUCAGAGAACACACACUGGAGAGAAACCUUACAAGUGUAAGGACUGUGGAAAAGCUUUCAGCCAGAGCUCAUCUCUUACAAAGCAUCAGAAAACUCACACUGGAGAAAAACCCUAUAAGUGUAAGGAAUGUGGAAAAGCUUUCAGCCAGAGUUCAUCCCUUUCUCAACAUCAGAAAACUCAUGCUGGAGGGAAAACCAAAGAAUACGGAAAAGCCUUUAGUGAGCAUUCAGCCUUUGGCCAGCAAAAGAGAAUUCAUACUGGAUAAAGACUAUGUAAAUGUGGUACAUUUGGAAGAUUUUUAUUGAACAUUUACUAAACGUGGUGUGAGCACUACAAAGGAGUUUAAGAAUGUGUUACAAACAAGAUAUUAAUUGAGAAGUCAUUGUUGACACGGGACAUAGCUUACUUAGAAUGUGAAGGAGGAGUUUUACAUUUUUUUCAGUGCAACAGAGGACUUUGAAUUUCCCUGGGGAAAGAGGAAGAUUAUUUCCAGCACCCUAAUGUGUAUGUAAGCUUCCAAAUCCUUGAGAGAGAAACAGGGUGUGCGAUGCUGGAAAGAAGACAUCUUGUCUGGGCUGGGUCGUCUCUUAAUGCUAAGGAGAUGGAGUUUUAAAGAGAUGAGUGGUUCUUUAGGGAAGUUGCAGAGGCAGAAAUAAGAGAUUGAGAAUUCACAAUGAGUUUGUCCAGGGUUGAGAGUGGAGGUGAAAGGGAAGUUGUCCUUAGGCUCAAGUACAAGGGCACUUAGGAGGUAGAUGGGAAGGAGAGAGAAAGAGAACCCGGGGAAUGAACUCAAGAAAUGUUGAUUGAGAUAACUGCUCAAACGAGUGCUCCCAACUGGGGAAAUAUUCAUCAGUUGGUCAGUUGCAGUUUCUACCCUGAAGCCAAGGAACACUGGCCUGGCAGUCUGCUUCUGCACUUUCUGUCUUUGAGAUCUUGCUUGUUGAUUUGCUGCCUGCUAAGAAUCGCGUUAACUCCAAGGGUCAAGACUGACAGCCUAGAAAGUACAGCAGGGACCUUUGAUGUUUUCAGUCUAUUUUAAGCUACCUAUUUUAAGCUAAGUUCCCUGAGAAUGUGCUUAUUUAUAAAGAUGUUACCUCAAUUGUCUGUAGUUAGUACUUUAGGCUUAUUCAUACCAUAGUAAAAUUUAAUUGUAGACCUGAACUGACACUGCGUAUUGGAUUGUGAAAGACUUGAAAAGAGUCCAAAAUACUUCCUUUCACCAUUUUACUCUUGCGUAGAAGCAGACGAUGUCUUUGCAUGUAUAUUUUUUUCAUUGAAACUUCAAAGGUUGUCAUUGCACA